Messenger RNA from Cornus florida, 3645 nucleotides. RefSeq names its product serine/threonine-protein phosphatase BSL1-like. Bases 404 to 3079 code for a protein of 891 amino acids. NCBI's taxonomy places the organism in Eukaryota, Viridiplantae, Streptophyta, Magnoliopsida, Cornales, Cornaceae. The transcript has 21 exons. The record is from RefSeq and is a predicted model, not a curated record. Gene Ontology annotation, biological process: brassinosteroid mediated signaling pathway. Gene Ontology annotation, molecular function: phosphoprotein phosphatase activity; protein binding.
CACACACACACACACACAAAAAAAAAAAAAAAGAAAAAAAAAAGGCUCCAUUUUAUAUGAUUUCCAUUUCCACAAUCUCCAUUGUCUUCGAAUAGUCAUAGGGUUUUAUUUCUUUGGUGUCUGUAAAUAUAUUCACAAACCAAGAGGAAAAUGGCAUCAUUACCUCAAUUUUCUCGGAAAAUCAAACUCUACUAGCUCACCAAGCUAGUAGAGAAAGAGAGAGGCUCCGGUUUCGGUGGUACCCGACGGCCGAUCCCGGGUCGCACCAUCACCACCCGGGAGGGGACUUGGAUCCAAUUCACUUUUGGGGUUCUUCAUUUUUAUCUUCUUCUUCUUUUGGACUCUCUGUAAGCAGUUCUGCUUCUGAACUCUCUCGAUCUCCGAGUUUUUUGGGUUUUGAUUGAUGGGUUCGAAGUCGUGGCUCCACCCGGCUCCGACUUAUCGGGCCUUGGAGUCCUAUUGGGACACCGACGACGACUCUCCUGGUUUCCGCUGCAGCCACUCUCUCACCGCCGUCGCUGCCACCAAAUCCCACGGCCCCCGCCUCAUCCUCUUUGGCGGCGCCACUGCCAUCGAGGGCGGCGGUUCCACCUCAUCCGCCCCCGGCAUCAGGUUAGCGGGAGUGACGAAUUCUGUUCAUUCGUAUGAUGUUCUCUCCAAAAAAUGGACCAGAGUCCAACCAGCUGGUGAGCCGCCUUCUCCGAGGGCUGCGCACGUCGCGGUUGCAGUUGGCACCAUGGUUGUGUUUCAGGGCGGUAUAGGUCCUGCUGGGCAUUCAACAGAUGAUAUCUACGUGCUUGACUUGACCAAUGACAAGUUCAAGUGGCACAGAGUUCUUGUUCAAGGACAAGGUCCUGGGCCUCGAUAUGGCCAUGUAAUGGAUUUGGUUGCGCAACGAUACCUUGUUACUGUCAGUGGCAAUGAUGGGAAAAGAGUGCUGUCAGAUGCUUGGGCUCUGGAUACUGCUCAGAAACCAUAUGUGUGGCAGAGGCUUAAUCCAGAAGGUGAUAGGCCUUCGGCUAGAAUGUAUGCAACAGGUAGUGCACGCUCUGAUGGCAUGUUUUUGCUUUGUGGUGGAAGAGAUUCUGCAGGCAUGCCACUGGCGGAUGCUUAUGGACUCCUCAUGCAUAGGAAUGGUCAGUGGGAGUGGACUCUUGCACCUGGGGUGUCUCCUUCGCCAAGGUAUGAACAUGCUGGGGUAUUUGUUGGUGCUAGAUUGCAUGUUACGGGAGGUGCUCUUAGGGGAGGACGGGCAGUAGAAACCGAAGCAGCUAUUGCAGUAUUGGACACUGCUGCUGGAGUUUGGUUAGAUAGAAAUGGGCUGGUGAUUAACUCACGCACAAGCAAGGGACUGGCCGAGAACGAUCCUUCUUCGGUGCUUAUGCGUCGUUGCCGCCAUGCAGCUGCGUCUGUUGGUGGUGAGAUAUAUAUUUAUGGUGGUCUCAAAGGAGGUGCAGACAAGAUCUUAGAUGACUUUCUUAUUGCGGAAGAUUCACCAAUCCAGACUGACAUUGAUUCUCCUAUAUUAACAUCUGAGAGGGCUUCAACUGUGACAAGUCCCAGAACAAAAGAUUCCAAUUUAAAUUCAUACGCCCAAACACCAACUUUAGCUGGCAGGCUUGAUAUCCCCUCAAAUGGUGGCACGAGCAGCAUGGAUAAAAAAUCUAUGGAGAAACUGGCUGAGGCUUCUGCUGCUGAAGCUGAGGCUGCUACUGCUGUCUGGCAAGCUGUGCAGGCAGUAUCUACCACUGCUGCAGAAGAAACAUCUCUAUCAGAUGACAGCUCACAAGUUGCAGAAACUAAUUCGGAGGGUAGUGAGACCGAAUUAGAUGUUCGCCUUCACCCUAGAGCUGUCGUAGUAGCUAGAGAGGCUGUAGGAAAUCUGGGUGGGUUAAUUAGGCAGUUAUCCUUGGAUCAAUUUGAAAAUGAGAGUAGACGGAUGCUUCCCUUGCAUAAUGACCUGUCAUAUCCUACCAAAAGGUUCACCAGGCAGAGAUCUCCUCAAGGCUUGCAUAAAAAGGUUAUUUCUUCUUUGCUUAGGCCUCGCAACUGGAAAGCUCCUGCUGACAGGAGGUUUUUUCUGGAUUCGUAUGAAGUGGGUGAGCUUUGCUAUGCUGCUGAACAGAUCUUUAUGCAAGAGCCAACAGUUCUUCAACUGAAAGCUCCCAUCAAAGUAUUUGGUGAUCUUCAUGGACAGUUUGGUGAUUUAAUGCGGCUGUUUGAUGAAUAUGGAUUUCCUUCCGCUGCAGGAGAUAUAACGUAUAUUGACUAUUUAUUUCUGGGUGAUUAUGUUGAUCGAGGACAGCACAGCCUUGAGACCAUCACUUUGCUCCUUGCUCUAAAGAUCGAGUUUCCUGACAAUGUGCACUUAAUACGAGGGAAUCAUGAGGCUUCAGAUAUAAAUGCGCUCUUUGGUUUCCGUCUUGAAUGCAUUGAGAGAAUGGGAGAGAAUGAUGGGAUUUGGGCAUGGACACGGUUCAAUCAACUUUUCAACUAUCUUCCGCUUGCUGCACUUAUUGAGAAAAAAAUUAUCUGUAUGCAUGGUGGCAUAGGGAGAUCUAUACAUUCUGUAGAACAGAUAGAGAAAUUAGAAAGACCAAUAACAAUGGAUGGUGGAUCUAUCAUUCUAAUGGAUCUUUUAUGGUCGGAUCCGACGGAAAAUGAUAGUGUAGAGGGUCUGAGACCAAAUGCUAGAGGGCCCGGUCUUGUCUCCUUUGGGCCUGACCGGGUCACAGAUUUCUGUAAGAAGAACAAAUUACAACUCAUCAUAAGAGCCCACGAAUGCGUUAUGGACGGGUUUGAACGGUUUGCUCAGGGUCAAUUAAUCACUCUUUUUUCGGCAACCAACUAUUGUGGGACUGCCAACAAUGCUGGAGCAAUACUGGUAAUCGGCAGGGGGUUGGUUGUGGUUCCAAAAUUGAUUCAUCCUCUGCCACCUCCCCUUCAUUCACCUGAGACAUCUCCAGAACGUGUCACAGAAGACACAUGGAUGCAGGAGCUUAACAUUCAAAGGCCACCGACACCCACUAGAGGUCGCCCACAGCCAGACCAUGACCGGAGCUCACUUGCAUAUAUUUGAAGUCUUAUGAUUGAUUUACAUAUUAUACCAUUUUCUGAAGUGGGAAUCCCAAAUUUACAAGGCGACAUGAUGGGAGCCAGUUCAUGAACAAGGAAUUCCGUCAUAUUUUACAAUAAUACAGUAAGCAGUGUUGUGUUUAUGAAGAUACCGAGUCUUGGAAGAGGAGGGUUCACUUGUUCACAGCUUGAGAAUGGUAGAACAGUUAGCUGGUAGCCAAUGCAUGUUGAUCAUACUUCCCCCAAACCAAGUCUUGGAAGAGGCGGCUUCACUUGUGUACACAUAGCUUCAGGAUGUUGUAAGUAUUUGCUGUUAGCCAAGGUGUGUUAAUCGUGCUUUCCAAUUUAUUUAUGCAUACUCCAAAUCCUUUUGAUAGUAUUUGUAUUAUUAAUCCAGUGGAGGUGAUGGGGAGUUCCCUCAGUGUCCAUAACAAAAAAGUACAGGUAAAAGUGGUCAUAUAGGUUUGUGUAUUGUGAUAUAAUUGAGAAAUCAAAUUACACAUAUCUUCUUUGUGUAGUGGUCAAUAUCACCAAUGUAUUUACAUAUAAAAUAUCUUUUUUAUACAUAUA